Molecule: messenger RNA, 1245 nt
Organism: Pseudozyma flocculosa PF-1
Lineage: Eukaryota; Fungi; Basidiomycota; Ustilaginomycetes; Ustilaginales; Ustilaginaceae
Exons: 5
Coding region: 1-1245 (414 amino acids)
Molecular function (GO): oxidoreductase activity; FMN binding
Source: RefSeq, a predicted model, not a curated record
AUGUCGGAUCCAAAGUCCGGAUUUCUGCGCGAAAUCUACAUCGGCGGUCUGACGGGCCAGCGCCCGCAGACGACGGACCUCAAGCUGCUCGAGCAGCAGGCGCGGGAAAAGCUCAGCCCGGAAGCCUACGCCUACGUCGCGGGCAGCGCCUCGACCGAGACGACGGCGCGCGCCAACCUCGCCGAGUUUGAAAAGUGGGCCAUCGUCCCUCGGAUGCUCCGCUCGACGACCCUGGCCGACUUUACCUCGCCCACGCGCCUCUUUGGCCGCGACUACCCGACGCCGCUCAUCAUCGCGCCCAUGGGCGUCCAGGCGCAGCUGCACCCACAGGCCGACAUCGCCACCGCCUCUGCCGCCGCCGAGCUCCAGAUCCCCUACACGCACUCGUCUGCCGCCUCGCGGCCGCUCGAGGCCGUCUACGAGCAGGCACGCUUCGAGGAAAACGAGUCCGACGCCUGGUUCCAGCUCUACUGGCCCACCGACGACGAGCUGACCGAGAGCCUGCUGAAGCGCGCCAAGAAGGCCGGCUACCGCGUCCUCGUCGUUACCCUCGACACCUGGCAGCUCGGAUGGAGGCCGCGCGACCUCGACCAGGCCUACAACCCCUUUCUCACCGGCGAGGGCGUCGCAAACGUCUUUUCGGACCCCGUCUUCGUGGAAAAGUACUGCGAUGGCAAGUCGCCCCUCGCUCCCACGGCGACGAAAGACGACAUCACGUCAGCGUCGGUGGCCGCCAUCUCGCAGCUCUCGCCGGGCGUCUCGCGCUCCUGGUCCGAGCUGGCGCUGCUGCGCAAGCUGUGGGGCGACGGGCCCAUCGUCCUCAAGGGCAUCCAGUCGGUUCCGGACGCCGCCCGCGCCAUCCAGGCGGGCAUGGACGGCGUGUGGGUCUCGAACCACGGCGGCCGGCAGGUCGAUGGCGCAGUCGCGUCGCUGCGCCAGCUCCACUCCAUCUCGGAGUACGUGCGCGGCAUCGAGGUCGAAGAGGGCAAGGAGAGACCCACCGUCAUCUUUGACAGCGGGGUUCGCACCGGCGCCAACGUCAUGGUCGCGCUGUGCCUCGGCGCGGACGCCGUCGCCGUCGGACGACCCUGGGCGUGGGGACUGGCCGUCAACGGCCAAGAGGGCGUCACGUCGGUGCUCAAGACGAUCCUGGCCGACUUUGAGCUCAACAGCGCCCUGGCGGGGUUCCAGAGCUCGACGCAGUUCUCCAAGGCCGCCCUGGUCCGUACCGACGCGCCGCUCUAG